GAGUACGUGACGCUACUAUUAACGCCCUACAUUUAAACUUGAGGUCGAAAUUUCGACUUUUUUGUAUAACCGCUUUCUCUUCCUACCAACGCGCAUGACACGCGGGAUUAGUAGGCAAUUUUCGAUCACUUCACACACAUGCGAGUAAGCCAUCUGCUCCAUAAGUAUUCAGUUCUUUUUGCUUUGCAUGUUACGAAUUCGUUACCAAUAAACAGUUUCCAGGGAAACAGUGACAUCGAUACUCAAUAUGGUGUGACAUUUUGACACACUUCAUUUGUAUUUUGUUUAAAAGUGAUCAUAUUCUCUGUUUAUAACAUUUUUAGCAGAGAAAAUACACAAAAAUCAUCACUAAAGUUUGUAGAAAAUGGUGAGAAUCACUGUUGAAUUAGUACGAAAAAAAGCUGAGCAUCACGACUGCCUGCUGGCACCAUUAGAAGAAAUUGCACUCCAUCAAGAAAAUAUCGAGAAAAUUGAAUUUCUACAAGAUUGGUGCCCUAAAUUAAAAAUACUGCUAAUGCAGAGCAAUCUCAUAGCAAAAAUAGAAAACUUGAACAAACUAAAGAAUCUUGUGUACCUUAAUUUAGCUUUGAACAACAUCGAGGUCAUAGAAAACUUAGAACGAUGCGAAUCGCUGCGUAAGUUAGACCUUACACUGAAUUUUAUUGGUGAUAUUGUGAGCGUUGAAACACUUAUGGGCAACUAUAGUCUUGAAAGUUUAUAUUUAACUGGCAACCCUUGCACCGAUUACGAUAACUACAAGAACUUCGUAAUCGGAACCCUACCCCAGCUAACCAGCUUGGACGGCAAAGAUAUUGAAAGAUCCGAGAGGAUCAUGGCCUUACAAAACCUUCCCUUCAUACGCUCUGAUAUAGUAUUCGAACAAGAAAAUUAUCGACAGCAACGUAGAAAACAAAAAUCUCGAUUGGAAAAAACUAUCAAAGACAAAUGGGAAAAUGAAUAUAAAGACAUGGACCCGGAGGAAAGAAACAAAAAAUUCUGGGCCGAAAAAUGUGAGCAUGCUCCAGAAGUUCGUUACGAAAUUGAAAAAAUGCGUAAGCUGAAACUAAAGAGCUACGAAACGGAAACAGAACAAGAAGAAAAACGAACUUACAAACUAUUCGCUCCAGACGGUAGACCGUUUAAUAUUAACCAAGCAAAGAUCAAUUUUGUUUUCGACGACUCUGGCCCAAGCUAUGUCUUGGAUUUAGCAGUUUACAAACACUUAGAUACUAGUUUACUCGAUGUUGAUGUCCAAGCUCAUUACGUGAGAGUCACUAUAAAAAACAAAAUAUUCCAAAUUCAACUCCCACAAGAAGUGGACAUAACUAAUUCUUCAGCUCAACGAUCUGAAAUCACCGGGCAUUUGGUGAUAACAAUGCCAAAAAGUAACGCUUGCAUUAUAAGUAGAGCGAAAAAAAAGGAAACUGCCGAAAAAGCCCAAGCGAAGUCCAAAUCGAAAGUAACUGAAUACCUCCGAUCGGGACAGACUAAAAGAGAAUUUCUUGAAAUUGGACCAGCUGACGAUGUUUUAGAUUUCACAAACAUGACCCGACCGAAGUCGACACCGGCUGCCAUUGAUCCAAGAUUGUAUGCAAGUGAAAAGAAGCCAUCAGCCGAUUUUGUUGACAAUCCUGAAGUACCACAUCUCAUUUAAGCUAUUGAUGCAAGAAUUUUCAGUUUCAGAAGACACUCCGUUGGUUUCUGGCAUUGACACAAUAAAAGAUAGAAAUCCGUCAAUAUCCCGUAUUUCUUUGGAUGUGAACUUAGCCGAGAUCUGAUGUCUGCCUGCCCACGGAGGAGUAAGCUUGAAGUUAGCAGUCGCAAAGGUACCAGGUGCCACGUUCUAAAAAGCAACAUUUGGUUUUAUUAGAUUCAAAUAGUGACAUCUAGCGGCGAGUGUACUAACUAUUUAGAAAUAAAAUGUAGUUAAAAAUUUA
Bombyx mori (domestic silkworm) is the source of this 1937-nucleotide messenger RNA. It is a transcript of the gene tilB, whose product is annotated as protein tilB. Gene Ontology annotation, cellular component: cytoplasm. NCBI's taxonomy places the organism in Eukaryota, Metazoa, Arthropoda, Insecta, Lepidoptera, Bombycidae. Gene Ontology annotation, biological process: outer dynein arm assembly. Gene Ontology annotation, molecular function: protein binding. The transcript is spliced from 2 exons. Bases 365 to 1654 code for a protein of 429 amino acids. The record is from RefSeq and is a predicted model, not a curated record.